ACUUCUCCUCGAGCCAUCAUAAGUAUCAAGGCGAAGCCUGCCACUACCUAUCGCAUUUCGAUUCUCUACAACUGACUCAAUCAUGACUGAAACAACUUCCUUGGAGCAAUCGCUGGAAGAUCUCCACCUUGAUCCACAGGAACAGAAAGAGGAAAAGACACACAAAACUGGUGAAAAGUCGCAUAUCGAUGUUCCUCCUUGCACCUUGACGCCAUCGCCCCUUCUCGAAUAUGCCGGCAACCUGCCCGAGAUCUGGAUGAACAUCAUCGCUCAAGCCGAUGCUAGGACGUUACGUGAUUUGAUACGAGUCAACAAAGCCUGGUUCCACGAAGCUGUCCGUCACCGCUGGCACAGUCCGGCUGCGGAUGCAUUGCGCUUCAAGGGCAUGCCGAAGAAAGGCUUCAAGGGGCCUGAACCUGACAGAGUGGACUUCUACGCAGGAUUCAUACGCCACCUUCGGUAUACGCUCGACACGGAUAACGACAACCAAAGCAAAGGCUACGUCCGGUUGAGGAAGAGCAGAGCCAUCCCCAAUCUCCCCAAUCUUCGCAGCGUUGAGUUUGACUACUUGUCCCUGCGCAACAAAUGCAAAACACAACUGCAGGCCAUUUUCCAGCCAACGCUGAAACACGUCAUGGUCAACGACGCAAGACCUGAUAAUGGUUCAUGGUUCGACAUCAUGACGGAAGGAUGCCCGCUUCUGGAAUCAAUCAGUCUUGGAGAAGAUCUCCAAAUCAGUCAGGAACAAUUUCACUACUUCGUCUGUCGCAUGACUUACCUACACACCAUCAAAUUCGAGCGCGGGAACGAGCAUCUCAUUAUCGAUCACAUCAGUUCCACCUUGAAAAGCUUGAAGGUCGGGCACCUAUGGAUCACAGAGUGGCGCGCUUGGGAUAAGCUGUCCGGGAUGCAUGGUCUGGAAUACCUGGACAUCACUGUCGACAGCUGGCCAGUCACGAGCGAGGAGUUCAUGAAACUCGAAGGACUGAAACGCCUCAAGCAUCUCCACAUGUGGUCUGCCGGGGGUCCUGGAAGGACUGAUUGCGAGGUGACUGCUGUCGAGUUGAUCUCGUUCAUCAAAGAAAUGCCAGCGCUGAGAGACUUCCGCCUCUGGCUUUACUUUUACUUCUUCGAUCACGAGAGGGCUGUCAAGGACACAUAUGACAUACCGGGAAUGUACCCGCAAUUCGAUUGCACAGAAACUCGCGAAACCUAUCUCGAGUAUCUUGAAAAGAUCGCGGAGUUCGAGACCAGAGCGAAGGAGAUUAAGGUUGCUUCCCAGAUUGCUAGAAAGCCCGGCUGCUCGAACAGUCAUGAUGAGCCAGCGGACGACUGACAGAGAUAUUACUGAAUGUUGUAUGGAAAGGUGGACAAGAACUUGACUGAAAUAAUCGGAGAUGCAGGUGCAAGAGGAACCGGGGGAAAUCAGGAUGAAGCAUCUCAUACCGUUACUGGAUGAAGACACAAGUCUCUCGAAAACAACGAGGUAGCGAGCGGUCUGUGCUUCGACGCGGAGAAGCUGUGAAGAGUAGUGUAGUUGCCAUGUGAAAUU
Messenger RNA from Aureobasidium pullulans EXF-150, 1552 nucleotides. RefSeq lists its product as uncharacterized. The transcript is spliced from 3 exons. Bases 83 to 1336 code for a protein of 417 amino acids. Lineage: Eukaryota; Fungi; Ascomycota; Dothideomycetes; Dothideales; Saccotheciaceae. The record is from RefSeq and is a predicted model, not a curated record.